AUCAGCAAUAAACACCUGUCGUUUUCUCCACGGGCAGUGGUCCAAAAGUUUAGUCCCAAAAAUCCCGCAAAAUGUAACUUUCAAGUUUUAUUUCUCCAUCAAAAUCUGCACGGAGUGAAAAGAGUAUAUCCCAGAGUGUAGACCUGAAAGAGGUGAUGGUUUUUGUGAAUCAGGGUGAUCCAGUUUUUGGCUGCUGAAGUUUGGCGAAGUUUUUCUGAUUUGCCGUGUGACGACGAUAGUUCUGUGGGGAGGUCGCAGCACACGUUUUCGCUAUGGUGAAGUCGCGGCGGCGGUGGUCAUUUCGUCUUCGCUUUGCCGUUCAGUGGUACUUGGUGUGCUGUGUUAUUCUCGGACACAAGAUCGGGUUGUCAGCUCCAGCUGAUGACUCACAGCCAGAAAUUCCAACCACCAAAGAUCCCCACAAGGUUACUGAAGGCCCAGGUCUUAACACUCCCAACAACCAGCCAGGGGUUACCGAUGAACCCCCUCCCCCUGACAAGACCACGGCCCGCCCCCCUCGUCUGACGACUGCCAGAGGGGAACCGGUGGUGACUGCAGGGAGUGGGUUCACUACAGGGGGUGGUGUUGUUGAACCGAAGGUAACAACUUCGGUCGUCACACAUGCAGGCAGCACUCAGGUGCCGGAACUAACGACCCUGCCAUCUGUAACCACUGUAUCACUGGUACCCACUACACCGGUGCCUGUUGCUACUACGCCCGGCAUGACAACUGGCCCUGCAACUACUGGCACAAGUCCAAGUAUCACAACUGUAACUGUAGCUCCACCCACAACUCCAACAAUUCCUGGAGUUGCGACGACCCGGAGUCUGCGCACCACGACCAGAGCUCACACCACGGAGGCAGUAACGACUAGUCAACCCCAUCUAACCACCCAUAAUCCACCACCCCCUAUCACUGAACCUCACCGGCCCUCUACCCGACACCCCCCUAUCAUUCCCACAGAACACCAGCCAACUGAGGAACCCCCUCCCCCUCACACCCAGGGACCCCCGCCGGAAACCGAACCUCCCCCACCCACCAAGCCCCACAAACCGACCAGGCCGCACCCGACAAAUCCACCCCCUCCAACAACUAAGGCCGGAAGCAGACCAACGAACCGCCCAACAGCUCGUGUAACAGGAAGCACACCAACCAGCUUUCCCAAGACCCCAAUCCCAUACCCCUCUGUUGCCAUCCAGCUUGUCCUGCAAGAAACAUGGAAGGACUUCUGUCCUGGCAUCAAGCAAUUCCUCUCAUCCAUUGCAGAGUAUUCUAAAAUGGCCCUGUCCCUCUCUCACUCUCCCUACAUUGCACUUCUCAAUGACACUAAAAGCUGCUUUGAGGCUGAAACAAAUUUGCAAGACACGCCGUUUAAUGAGAUACGCGUGCAGGUGGACAUCUGUAUUCAAACGAAGGAGGGAAGUUGUGACACUAAUCUAACAGAGAGUGUGGGUGUAGCAAUGCAAUCCAAUCAGGAAGAACUUCAGAGGUACCUAAUACCAACGGUCCUGUCCGUACGUGUCUACAAACCCUUGCAAGGGACCCCGGGACCUCGUCCAACCAAGUCGGCAACUGGAGUCGCCGUCGGACUUAGCUUUGGCUUCCUGAUCAUGGCGUCAGUGAUUUCUAUUGGUGCAUUCAAGAUCAACAAAUCGCGUCUGGCCAAGCGGCGUGCGCUGAACAACCGCUACUACUUCGACGGCAAGGAGCUGCACGACACCUUCAGCGAGUCCCAUCAGCUGAGCCCGGUGCACCACACCGCAGCCUUCACUAUGCCUGCCACUAUCACCAUCACCCAUCGGCUAGUACCGGCCAUCAACAAGGGGUUGAUCAUGGAUGAUGAAGAGGACGUAGUUGCUGUGAAAUAUCCGUCCCACGUGUUGAGCAUGCACGGCCUGUCACAGUUCUACAGCUACCUGGAGGCCAUCACGGAGGAGUUUGAGACGUUACUAGACUUUCAGAAGGACCUUUCCAAGCCCCACAGCCCAAGCAAGACCUCAUCGCUGAGCCCCAUCAAGACCUCAACGCUGAGCCCAGGAUUGUUCCACCCUCCACCCAGGACCAGAGUCCCGCUAGAGAAAAGCAGCUCAGACAACCAGCAUGGGUUCCUGAAUGCUAGCUUUGUCAAGGGUUACGGCAAUACCACGUACAGCUACAUUGCCACCACAAACCCCUGGGGCACCAACUUGAAUGAUUUCUGGGAGAUGAUAUGGGAACAGCAAUCACGGACAAUCGUCUGCCUCUGCUCUCCUGAGGAAAUGGGUGUGGUGUGUCCGUGGUAUUGGCCACGUGACGAAGGCAUCCAAAAUGCCCAGCUGUAUGGAGACAUCCUGGUCAUGAGACAGGGCUGCGUGCUGACUGAGAACUACUCCAUGUCUACGCUCCUCAUCAAGAACAUACAGAAAAACCUAUGUCGUCCCAUCAACCAUUUCUGGUUCACCCAGUGGCCGGUAGUCUGCAACCAGGUUCCUUCCUCCCCGACCCUCCUGCUGUCAUUCCUGUUGCAAGUCAGACAGACAGUGCAGGAUAGCUACGGUCCCAUAGUGGCCCACUGCAGCGAUGGGUGUGGCCGAACUGGUACCCUGCUAGCCAUAGACAGUGGUAUGCGGAGCAUGGAGGAUCUGUGCACCGUUGACGUCCCGUCCAUUGUGUGCAGCAUCAGACACGAUCGCGGAGCAGCAGUACUACAGAAGGAGCACUACGUCUUCAUUUACAAGACUUUGUUUGAGUAUUCGGUCAUGCUGACAAGAGGCUUGGCAGACGGCAUGGCUGCCGAGGUAGAUGGGAUCGACACAGACGCUAGCCUUUGCUAAACAUCGGAACCGCUUGUGAUCAGAUUCAGUGGUGGUACACAAUAUAUAAUGUAACAUGGACUUAAGCAGAGUUGUAAUCGAGUCGCUGAGUCAAAAGUCAUCACAAGUCAUCACAAGUCAUCACAAGUAAAUCACAUGUCAAUCACAAGUCAUCAC
This is a messenger RNA of Patiria miniata (bat star), 2969 nucleotides long. RefSeq lists its product as uncharacterized. Gene Ontology annotation, molecular function: protein tyrosine phosphatase activity. NCBI's taxonomy places the organism in Eukaryota, Metazoa, Echinodermata, Asteroidea, Valvatida, Asterinidae. The transcript has 11 exons. The record is from RefSeq and is a predicted model, not a curated record. The coding region runs from base 273 to 2813 and encodes 846 amino acids. Gene Ontology annotation, biological process: protein dephosphorylation.